Messenger RNA from Drosophila suzukii, 513 nucleotides. RefSeq lists its product as uncharacterized. Gene Ontology annotation, cellular component: transcription factor TFIIIC complex. Gene Ontology annotation, biological process: transcription by RNA polymerase III. The record is from RefSeq and is a predicted model, not a curated record. NCBI's taxonomy places the organism in Eukaryota, Metazoa, Arthropoda, Insecta, Diptera, Drosophilidae.
AAAAUAUUCCCGGUACUAAUCCCACGGUAAAGAACCAGGAGGAGCAUGUCCGAUUCUGAGUACGAGGAGACAGAGUACCUAGUAUUCGGGGAUUUUAAAAACCACGUUCAGCCGUUCCAGCUGAACCACGAGGACGCGGCCAUUAAGGUCAUCGGAAUCGAGAGCGAUGCGCCCAUGGCGGAGGUGAAUGGCAGUAUCUACCGGGGACGCUACGAACAUUCCGUGGGAACCAACGUGUUCUUCGAGAAGGAGAAGGACAACCUGGCCAGCGAUCCGCUCUUUGAGUCCGUGUGUCGCCAGCGGUACCAGUACGUGGACAAGUCCUCCAAGGUGAUAUCCUUUGAGCGAGUCUACGUCGACAACUUGCACCAGGAGGCCGAGAAGUCUAGUAAAGCCGAGGAGGACGAACAGACGGAGGCCAAGCCGGAAUCGCUAAAGUUAAAUAUUACCUACAAGGAGGCGAUUAACAAGUUCGGAGAGGAGCAUUAGGUGGAGUGAGCUGAACGAAAUCCG